This is a messenger RNA of Myripristis murdjan (pinecone soldierfish), 3871 nucleotides long. Its product is annotated as protein NLRC3-like. NCBI's taxonomy places the organism in Eukaryota, Metazoa, Chordata, Actinopteri, Holocentriformes, Holocentridae. The transcript is spliced from 13 exons. The record is from RefSeq and is a predicted model, not a curated record. Gene Ontology annotation, molecular function: protein binding.
AUGGUUUGGGGUCUGUCCUGGGGGUCUGGUGUCGAGGUCGGGGAGCUGAGGGGGGUACUGACCCAGUUCUGCUCGGCAGCCACUGUUGGGCAUGUGUCUCCUCAGGUAGAAUUCAUGUUUAAGGCUGUGAUUCCCAGACCUCCUCUGGAAAAUCAGUAUUUAGGUUUUGUCCAGAUUGACAGUCAGAGCCCAGGUGUGACAGAAACUGUGCAGGAGAUCCAGGUGUUGCUGCAGGCCUUCUUUAGUGAUGAUGAAGAUCCAGAGGAUCCCACUUUCAUAAACAUCGACAUCAAACCUGUAAUAAAAAUAGACACUGAGAAGUUCCAUUUCUGUGCAGCAGGUGGCGGUAAAGCUCCGUCACCGACAGACAGCACCUCCCGCUCUGGAGCCGAAAGUGAAAGCAAACAUUUUUCCUGUGACUCCGCCAUCAGCGUCUCCGCCAGCUGUGUGUCCAUGAGGAGUGAAUGGUCUAUGGAAAAACCUAUUGAGUUCAAAGAUGGCCUCCACUCUGCUGAUAAAAGGUAAUUUAAAAAAGAAAAAGACCAGACCCCCCCUGAACCCAGCUGUGUGUCCAUGAGGAGUGACUGGUCUAUGGAUAAACCUAUUGAGUUCAAAGAUGGACAGCACUCUAUGGGUCCAAGAGUCCAGCAGCAGAGCUCAGAGGUUCCCAGUGGUCAGUCUGCCCAGGAGCAUCAAACAGACCUGGCCUCCAUAUUUAUGCUGCUGGAGGAGAACAUCGUCACCUUUGUGAAGAACGAGCUGAAAAACAUCCAGAGGUCUCUGAGUCCAGAUUACCCAGAAUACUUAGAGAGGCAGAGGGAGGAUGAGGAGGUGUUGGACGGUGAGGAGGAAGAGCGGAGGUGGAGCAGCAGAGAGGCUUUUCUGCAGAUCACACUGCACUUCCUGAGGAGAAUGAAGCAGGAGGAGCUGGCUGAGCGUCUGCAGAACACUCCUGCUGCUCUUUGCCAACGUGAACUCAAAUCUAAGCUGAAGAAGAAGUGUGAGUGUGUGUUUGAGGGGAUUGCUAAAGCAGGAAACCCAACACCUCUGAAUCAGAUCUACACAGAGCUGUACAUCACAGAGGGAGGGAGUGGAGAGCUCAAUGAGGAACAUGAGGUCAGACAGAUUGAAACAGCAUCCAGGAAACCAGACACACCAGAAACACCAAUCAGAUGUGAGGACAUCUUUAAAGCUUUACCUGGAAGAGAUGGACCAAUCAGGACAGUGAUGACAAAGGGAGUGGCUGGCAUUGGGAAAACAGUCUUAACACAGAAGUUCACUCUGGACUGGGCUGAACACAAAGCCAACCAGCAUGUCCACUUCACAUUUCCAUUCACUUUCAGAGAGCUGAAUCUGCUGAGAGAGAAAAAGUUGAGCUUGGUGGAACUUGUUCAUCACUUCUUCACUGAGACCAAAGAAGCAGGAAUCAGCAGGUUUGAGCAGUUCCAGGUUGUGUUGAUCUUUGACGGUCUGGAUGAGUGUCGACUUCCUCUGGACUUCAACAACAACCAGAUCCUGACUGAUGUUACAGAGUCCACCUCAGUGGACGUUCUGCUGACAAACCUCAUCAAGGGGAACCUGCUUCCCUCUGCUCGCCUCUGGAUAACCACACGACCCGCAGCGGCCAAUCAGAUCCCUCCUGAGUGCGUUGGCAUUGUGACAGAGGUGAGAGGCUUCACUGACCCACAGAAGAAGGAAUACUUCAGGAAGAGAUUCAGAGAUAAGAAGAAGGCAAGCAGAAUCUUCUCCCACAUCAAGACGUCACGAAGCCUCCACAUCAUGUGCCACAUCCCAGUCUUCUGCUGGAUCACUGCUACAGUUCUGGAGGACGUGUUGAAAACCAGACAGAGAGGAGACCUGCCCAAGACCCUGACUGAGAUGUACAUCCACUUCCUGCUGGUUCAGACCAAAGUGCAGAACGUCAAGUAUCAUGGGAGAGCUGGGACAGAUCCACACUGGACUCCAGAGACCAGGGAGAUGAUCCUGUCUCUGGGAAAACUGGCUUUUGAGCAGCUGGAGAAAGGCAACCUGAUCUUCUAUGAAGCAGACCUGGCAGAGUGUGGCAUUGAUAUCAGAGCAGCCUCAGUGUACUCAGGCGUGUUCACACAGAUCUUUAAAGAGGAGCGUGGGCUGUACCAGGACAAGGUUUUCUGCUUCGUCCAUCUGAGCAUUCAGGAGUUUCUGGCUGCUCUUUAUGUCUUUGUGACCUUCAUCAACUCCGGAGUCAAUCUGCUGACAGAAGGACAAUCAACCUCCUGGUGGUCUGCACUAUUCAACAAAUUCAAACUAAAACUCCUCCACCAGAAUGCUGUGGACAAGGCCUUACAGAGUCCAAAUGGACACCUGGACUUGUUCCUGCGCUUCCUUCUGGGUCUUUCACUGGAGACUAAUCAGACUCUCCUACGAGACCUGAUGACUCAGACAGGAAGUGGCUCACAGACCAAUCAGGAAACAGUCCAGUACAUCAAGGAGAUGAUCAAUUACAGUCCCUCUCCAGAGAGAAGCAUCAACUUGUUCCACUGUCUGAAUGAGCUGAAUGACCAUUCUCUAGUGGAGGAGAUCCAACAGUACCUGAGAUCAGGACGUCUCUCCACAUUCCAACUGUCCCCUGCUCAUUGGUCAGCUCUGGUCUUCAUCUUACUGUCAUCAGAAGAAGAUCUGGAUGUGUUUGACCUGAAGAAAUACUCUGCUUCAGAAGAGGCUCUUCUGAGGCUGCUGCCAGUGGUCAAAGCCUCCAGGAAAUCUGUGCUGAGUGGCUGUAAUCUGUCAGAGAGAAGCUGUGCAGCUCUGGCCUCAGUUGUUAGGUCCCAGUCCUCUAGUCUGAGAGAGCUGGACCUGAGUAACAACCAGCUGCAGGAUUCAGGAGUGAAGCGUCUCUCUGCUGGACUGGAAAGUCCACAUUGCAGACUGGAGGCUCUCAGGCUGUCAGGCUGUCUGGUCACACAGGAAGGCUGUGCUUCUCUGGCCUCAGCUCUGAGCUUUAACCCCUCCCAUCUGAGAGAGCUGGACCUGAGCUACAAUCAUCCAGGAGACUCAGGAGUGAAGCUGCUCUCUGCUGGACUGGAGGAUCCAACCUGGAGACUGGAGGCUCUCAGGGUGGACCAUGGUGGAGAGCAGAGGUUGAAACCAGGCCUGAGGAAGUAUUCCUGUGAACUCAAACUGGACACAAACACAGCAAACAGACACCUCGUCCUGUCUGAGGACAACAGGAAGGUGACAGCAGUGAGACAGAAGCAGCAGCCAUAUCCUGAUCACCCAGAGAGGUUUGAGGACUGGCAACAAAUCCUGUGUAGAGAUGGUCUGACUGGUUGCUGUUACUGGGAGGUUGAAUGGGAAGGACGGGUUCGUAUCACAGUGACUUACAGUGGAAUCAGCAGGAGAGGACGCGGUGCUGACAGCAGGUUUGGAGGGAACAAAAACUCCUGGAGUCUGAUCUGCUCUGAUAAAGGUUUCUCUGUCUGCCACAACAACAUCAGAACAGACAUCCCUGCCCCCCCUUCCUCUCACAGAGUGGCAGUGUAUCUGGACUGGCCUGCUGGCUCUCUGUCCUUCCACAGCGUCUCCUCUGACACACUGAUCCACCUCCACACCUUCACCUCCACAUUCACUGAGCCUCUGUACCCGGGCUUUAGGGUUAGGUCUGGUUCCUCAGUGUCUGUGUGUCAGAUGGAGUGAGAGUCUCCUCCUGUGUGGAGAAACACUUCUGACAUCACACAGUUAACCUGCCUGGCAACAUCCAAUCAGCUCACUUCAUUUUAAUAACUUUGGCAGCGUCGAUUUUCAUGACAAGUUUCUGCCACAGAGAGAUUCGUAACACGCUGCUCAUUCUGUCACGAUGGGAGUGUUAAUAAAGUUAUUCAACGCUUUCCUC